AUGGAUGCUGGUGAUUUUCCUAUUGGUAUAAUGGAUGAUAUACGCAAAUGGGCUAGACCAAAGAAGCAUCCCAAAAAUGUUAAAACGAUGGGAGACCAAUUUAUGCAUCCGAUAAUGUUGAACAUUGAACUUUUGCACACAAUUGAUACGGAGUAUUCCGCCGAUUCCAUUGAAUGGUGUCCCCAUACAAAUUAUCGUAAUAUUUUUGCAUGCGGAACAUAUCAACUCGAAGAAACCAAGGAUGGAGAAGAGGAGAAGCCAUGUCAACGCAAAGGCCGUAUAUAUUUGUUCGAAUUUGAGAAGGAUUGUAACUCAUUAAAGGAACUGCAACGUAUUGAAACGGCUGCCAUUUUAGAUAUGAAAUGGCUAAACUCCAAUGAAACUGAAACACCCGUUUUAGCAACGGCUACUGCUUUGGGUCAAAUUGAAAUAUUUCAAUUAGUGGAUGUUGAUUGUAAAUUAAAACUUUGCGAUUCCAUACAUCUUAAAUCGGAUGACAAUAAUCUAUUGGCCUUGGCAUUAGACUGGAGACGGUGCAGUGACAAAAAUGAUGAAUACGAAAUUUUGACAUCUGACUCCAAGGGCAAUAUAAGCCUUGUAACUAGAUCCAAUGAAAGACCGUUGGAAAUAUUGAAAUCUUGGCAUGCUCAUAACUUUGAAGCUUGGAUAUGUGCAUUCGAUAAAUGGGAUAUAAAUCGUGUCUAUACGGGCGGUGAUGACACAUUUCUAAAUGUCUACGAUUUACGUACGGAAUCACGUAUUUCACUAAAUAAAUCCCAUUCGGCUGGUGUCACUUGCUUGCUAAGUCAUCCCGUGCGAGAGCAUAUCUUAUUGUCCGGUAGUUAUGAUGAAAAUCUGCGUACAUUUGACACGAGAUCUAUGAGGGGGCCAUUGAGUGAGAUUAAUUUACAAGGUGGUAUAUGGCGAAUAAAAUCCGAUCCCAGAAAUCACAAUUUAAUGUUGUGUGCCUGUAUGUAUCAUAAUUUUAGUGUUGUGGAUUUGUCGGAUUUAAAUGCACCCACGUUAGUUGGUGAAUUCGGUGAGCAUAAAAGCAUCUGUUAUGGUGCCGAUUGGGGUUUGAAUUGCGAACCUGGCGAUGCGAGUAUGUAUAUGGCAACAUGUUCUUUUUAUGAUCAUAAACUUUGUGUCGCUCGGAUUAGCUAA
Messenger RNA from Musca vetustissima, 1164 nucleotides. Its product is annotated as diphthine methyltransferase-like. Lineage: Eukaryota; Metazoa; Arthropoda; Insecta; Diptera; Muscidae. The transcript is spliced from 2 exons. The record is from RefSeq and is a predicted model, not a curated record. The coding region runs from base 1 to 1164 and encodes 387 amino acids. Gene Ontology annotation, molecular function: protein binding.